GCGCCCCUUUCCCACUCGUUCACUCCAUCCCGAAGAUUUAUUUGACUCGUUGGCGGGGGAGGAGAAAGGAGUUUUUUUUAAAUUUGUGUCACUGGCAGAAUCCACUUGAGUCUUUGCAUUUCGUUGGAUUUCUGCAAGAUUUGCUGUGCUGAAAAAGGUUGGAAGCAGGUUUCUAUCUCUCAGUCAAUCCCACUCCUCACCGUGAACCAUGAAGUUUGCUCUGGCAACCGCUUUAUUCCUCAUAACAGAAGUCCUACUAAUGGAGGGCGUUCAGUCCGCCAGAAUAAAACAGAUGAAGAUAAGGGACAAAAUGCUCGCAGACAGAAGGUGCACCACCGGUCCCAUUGAUCUUCUGUUCGUCAUCGAUAGCUCCCGGAGUGUCCGUCCCUUCGAGUUUGAGUUGAUGAGGAAUUUUGUCAUUGACAUGGUCAACUUCUUGACGGUGGGACCAGACGCUAGCCGGGUGAGUUUGGUCCAAUACUCCAGCCAAGUCCAGAAUGUCUUCUCCUUCAAGACGUUCCAGAAGAAAGCUGACAUGGUCAAGAGCAUCAAGGAGGUGAUCCCUCUAGCCCAAGGGACGAUGACUGGCCUGGCCAUCCAGUACGCCAUGAAUGUGGCCUUCAGCGAGCGGGAAGGUGUCCGUCCCCUGUCCAUGAAGAUUCCCAGAGUGGCCAUCAUUGUCACGGACGGGAGACCCCAGGACAGGGUCACUGAGGUGGCAGCUCGGGCUCGAGAGGCGGGUAUCGAGAUCUACGCCGUUGGGGUGCAGAGGGCAGAGAUGAGCUCCCUCAGAGCUAUGGCCUCCUUGCCCCUGGAAGAGCACGUCUUCCUGGUCGAGACCUUUGACCUGAUCGAACAGUUUGCCAAAACGUUCCAGGACAAAUUGUGUGCUCAAGACCUGUGUGCUGACGGCAGACACGGUUGCCAGCAUGUCUGUGUCUCCAGCACAGGCUCCUUCCACUGUGCCUGCCGAGAGGGUUAUGUGUUGAACGAAGACAAGAAGACCUGCACAGCCAUUGACCUGUGCUCCCAUGGUGAUCACGACUGUGAACAGAUCUGCAACAGCUCCCCGGGGUCCUACCGAUGCAGCUGCCGCUCUGGUUUCAGACUGAACCAGGACAAGAAGACCUGCAGCCCCACUAACCUCUGUGAGCUGGGAGAGCACGGAUGUGAACACAUUUGUGUCAGUACCCCCGGCUCCUUUCACUGUCGCUGUCGAUCUGGAUACACCCUCAACCGUGACAUGAAGACCUGCUCUCUCCUCAACCUCUGUGACCUUGGAAACCAUGGCUGUGAGCAGAUCUGUGUGAGCUCCCCUGGUUCCUACCAGUGCCGCUGUCGACCGGGAUACACCCUCAACCGGGACAAGAAGUCCUGCAGCAUGGUGAGUUACUGUUCAUUUGGGAACCACAGUUGCCAGCACGAGUGUGUCAACGUUCUCAAUGGAUACUACUGCACAUGUCAGGACGGGUUUGAACUACAGAGUGAUGGCAAAACCUGCAAAGCUGUCAACUUGUGUAACACGAUGGAGCAUGGCUGUGAAUUUGAGUGUGUCAGCACCCCAGGAUCGUACUUCUGCAUCUGUCCACCGGGGAGGCAACUCAACCAGGACGGCAAGAGCUGCAACAAGUGCAGCCGUGCCAACAUUGACCUGGUCUUCGUCAUUGACGGCUCCAAGAGCGUGCGCCCGGAGAACUUUGAGCUGGUGAAGAAGUUUGUCAACAACAUUGUGGACGCGCUGGACGUGUCCAGCCAGGGCACGCGGGUGGGCCUGGUGCAGUACUCCAGCAGUGUGCGGACCGAGUUCCCCCUGGGCACGCACAGCUCGCCGGCAGCCUUGAAGUCGGCGGUGAGCGGGGUGCAGUACAUGGAGAAAGGCACCAUGACCGGCCUGGCCCUCAAACACAUGGUGCAGAACAGCUUCACGUCCGCAGGUGGGGCCAGACCCGAGGCGGACAACUACCCGCGUGUGUGCGUGGUGUUCACCGACGGCCGCUCUCAGGACAGCAUCUCAGAGUGGUCCAAGAAAGCCAAAGAUGCCGGCAUCACCAUGUAUGCAGUUGGCAUUGGGAAGGCAGUGGAGGAUGAGCUGCGUGAAAUCGCCUCGGAGCCUGUGGACCAACACUUCUUCUACGCUUCGGACUUCAGCGCCAUUGAUCACAUCGCUGAGAAUCUGAAGCUCAACAUCUGUGAGGAGGAAGUUACUGGACAGGAAACAAUUAAAAACCCAUGUGCGUGUGAAGCUCUGGUAGCAUUCCAGCAAGACACACUGUCGGCGUUAGAAGGAUUCUCUCAAAAACUAGCCCAGAUGACUGCCAAGCUGGAAGAUUUGGAAAGCCGCACCAUCAGAUCAGUGAAAUGAAAUGUAAAAGUCUAUCGCCGCCAUCGUCACAUCAUCAGGGGUGUUUCUAACUCGCUAAAAUUGAUUUAGCUCCACAUGUCGUUUCAGUUUUUGAGUGUUAUUUUUUACAAAGAAAAUAUUCAUUUAGGAUGCCUUUUUUCUACUGCUUCGAAAUAUUUAACAGUAAAGGAACGUUUUUACAAGAUAAUUUUA
This is a messenger RNA of Amblyraja radiata (thorny skate), 2554 nucleotides long. RefSeq names its product matrilin 4 (gene matn4). Gene Ontology annotation, molecular function: calcium ion binding. The transcript has 13 exons. Lineage: Eukaryota; Metazoa; Chordata; Chondrichthyes; Rajiformes; Rajidae. The record is from RefSeq and is a predicted model, not a curated record. The coding region runs from base 209 to 2362 and encodes 717 amino acids.